AUGGGCUCUGUCACUACAAUCUGCACUGACCUGGCUAGAAAGUUAAUAUCGCAAGAUGAGCUUGAAGAGACAAGAAAAGCAAUAAGAGAUUGCCAGACUGCUGGAGUAAAUGUCAAAUUCAUAUCACAAGACGAUAUUUCAGUGGUGAGAGCUGCAGCUAUUGAAUUUGAAAUCCUCACAAAAAAUUCUGAGGCAGCGAUGCUUAAAGGCGAAGACUUUCAAAAUUUCUCCGAAGAAGAGAGGAUAGGAAUGGUGGAUCAGAUCACUGCAAAAGGCAACUGUCUCCCAUCUGAUAAGCUUCUUCUUAUGCAGUGCUUGAAGAAGAAAGGAAACGUGGUUGCACUGACUGGAGCUAAUGAUCUUCAUGACACUCCAGCAUUGAGACAAGCAGACAUUGGCUUUGUGAAGGCAGACUGGAGCACAAAAAUGGCAAGAGACUACUUAGACCUCAUGGUAUGGGACGGAACUUGGAGCCCAGUUCCCAACAUCAUAAAAUGCGGUCGAUGCUCAUACGAAAACAUUCAGAAAUUCAUCCAACUAGAGCUAACCAUGAUCCUAUCUGGGUUAUCGACAACUACCAUCUUAACAAUACCAUCAGGAGAAGCUCUUGUGACACCAAUUCAGUUGUCCUGGACUAGCUUGAUUGUGCCUGUCCUCAGCGGCAUGGCUGUGAUCACCGAACCACCUGGAGAAAAACUAAUGAACAGGUCUCCAGUUCAGAAAACAGAACCACUUAUAACCAAGGCCAUGCGGAGAAACAUCAUAGCUCAAGUUGUUUAUCAGGUUGUGUUUUUUCUGAUAGUCCAAUUCAAAGGACAGGUGAUUUAUGGCACGGACCAGAAACUCAGGAAAGCUAUGAUGUUCAAUAGUUUUGUUCUUUUACAGGUUUUCAAUCAAUUCAAUUCCAGGGAGAUUGAGAAGGUUAAUGUGUUUAAAAACGUUCAUCAGAACUAUUGGUUUUGGGUGGCGACAUGA
Messenger RNA from Populus nigra (black poplar), 975 nucleotides. RefSeq names its product putative calcium-transporting ATPase 13, plasma membrane-type. Gene Ontology annotation, cellular component: intracellular membrane-bounded organelle. Bases 1 to 975 code for a protein of 324 amino acids. The transcript has a single exon. The record is from RefSeq and is a predicted model, not a curated record. Gene Ontology annotation, molecular function: P-type calcium transporter activity. NCBI's taxonomy places the organism in Eukaryota, Viridiplantae, Streptophyta, Magnoliopsida, Malpighiales, Salicaceae.